AUGAGCCAGCCACCAGCUCUGGCCAAGGCUUCGUCGAACCUGCCAGGCAAAGCCAGCAACGCCAUCGCUCAAGUCUCGCCUGGUAUAUCACGAGCCGAGUCAUUCUUCAACAACACUUCUGGAGGCCGCUUCCCAACCCCGACCCGCCCACAAGCAGCGCCACGAAACAGCCAGGCAAGCAAGCCCAAGCACAAGGCGGGGAAGAAGGGUGGCAGUGGAUUGCUGGACGACGAUGAGAGGCUCGCCAUGCAGAACAUUGGGAGACGCGGCAAGCAGGCCGAUAUCACCCACCUGAUGAAUAUUGCCUUGCCACCGCGGCCUCAGCAAAAUCAGCAUCACCGACACUCUUACAAUGCUCCGCGACGUAAUUAUGGAGCGCGUGGUGCUGGGUGGGGAAUGGGCAGUGGGUAUCAUGCUGUGGACAAGGCGCGAUACAUUCAUGCCAAUUAUCGGUUUAUCGUGACGCCACUGGGUGAUUACGCUGCCCAGGCCACCGAUGCUGACGUGCACCUGGACUGGAGUGCGGUACUGCAGGUCAUCGCCUCGCCAAUCUCACAGCAGGCUUCUUGUCCGAUUUGUCUUGGCGAGCCGGUAGCACCAAGGAUGGCGAAGUGUGGUCAUAUCUUCUGCCUGCCAUGCCUCAUUCGAUACAUGCAUAGCGACAACGAGCCAAAUCACCACGAGAAGCGGGCAAGAUGGAAGAAGUGUCCCAUCUGUGAGGACAGCAUCUACACCUCCGAGACCCGGCCAGUGCGGUGGUAUGCUGGACAAGAAGCAGACCAUCUGCAGGAGGGUUCGGAUAUCGUCCUUCGUCUGGUUCGACGGAAGGCAGGUCAUACAUUAGGUAUGCCUCGCGACGGAACCGAUGUCAUUGCUAAAGGCGAUGCCAUCCCAUGGUACUUCGCAGCGGAAGCAAUGGACUAUGCUCGUGUCAUGAAAGGCAGCGAGCAGUAUAUCAAUGAGCAGUACGAAGAAGCAAUCGCAGCGAUACGACAGCAGGAAAAAGAGGACGAAUUAAUGUUCGGUGAGGACGCUGAGUGGACAAGCCGAGCCGUGCGUACGCUUCAAGAAGCGAAGGAGAAGGUGAAGGGUAUUGGUAGCCCGCCUGAGCAGCCAAAGAAGCCUGAACAACUAGUCCAGAAAGAAGCGAGACCGCCGAUACAGUUUAAUGAUAGCGAUGAAGGAGUCCCUGACAUGUACCUUCAGCGCCAUGCGAACGACGCAGCCCUACCGCCACAAAUCAUCGAGACGCAGGAAGGUGCAGCUACUAUCGCCUCGGAUGUACCACGCACGAUUCAUGAACUGAGACAACGACAGUUCGCGCCCAAGCCCGAACCCAAUGAGUAUCUUUUCUACCAGGCCCCACUACAUUUCUACCUGAGUCCACUCGAUAUCCGCAUUCUCAAGUCAGCAUUUGGCCCAUACGCCGCUUUCCCAUCCUCAAUCCUACCUCGCGUGGAACGCAUCAGCAGCGGCCACAUCGUGGACGAUGAACUUCGUAAACGCAUCAAGUACUUGGCACAUCUGCCUUAUGGCUGUGAAGUUGGGUUUUUGGAAUGUGAUUGGACGGAUACCGUACCACCAUCUAUACUAGCUGAGUAUCAGCCCAUGCUCGAUCGUAGAAAGAAGAAGCACGAUGAAAAGGAAGCUCGUGAGGAGAAGGAACGAGUACGGAUCGAGAAAAUGGCCGAGAAAGACUUGGCACACAUCCGGCGCACUCGACACGUUCCUCCACCGCUUAGCGAAGAUCCAACUCUCUCGACAGAAUGGGAAGCUCUGCCCUCAACAGUCAGCCAUUUCUAUGAUGCCACGACCGGCGGCAACGAAGCAACCUCUCCGCCAACCGACCGUGCUGGGUUCAGCUCACUUGCUUCCCCUUCUUCUUCUCCAUCUAUGCAUCGUACAGUCUGGGGCACAGCGGCCAUCGCAUCGAAUGGUGAACCGGACUUUGCUUCGCUGCCUAUGGAUAAUGAGUUCAGUCAACGCGAUGACGGGUGGUUGCAGGGCUGGGAGAAGGAUUUGUUGGAUGGUAAUGCUGACGCACACAUAGCUGCUGAGAUGGCUUCGCUUGGGGUAGGCCCGGGAGAUGUGCUGGCUGUUGAGAAGAAGACCGGUGGAGGUGGCAAGAAGGGCGGCAAGAAGGGAAAGAAGAUCACGUUGAUGAGUACUACUGCCAGACGGGCUGCUUGA
This is a messenger RNA of Recurvomyces mirabilis, 2190 nucleotides long. RefSeq lists its product as uncharacterized. The record is from RefSeq and is a predicted model, not a curated record. Gene Ontology annotation, molecular function: metal ion binding; transcription cis-regulatory region binding. Bases 1 to 2190 code for a protein of 729 amino acids. The transcript has a single exon. NCBI's taxonomy places the organism in Eukaryota, Fungi, Ascomycota, Dothideomycetes, Mycosphaerellales, Teratosphaeriaceae. Gene Ontology annotation, biological process: positive regulation of transcription by RNA polymerase II.